Molecule: messenger RNA, 1875 nt
Organism: Hyalella azteca
Lineage: Eukaryota; Metazoa; Arthropoda; Malacostraca; Amphipoda; Hyalellidae
Exons: 4
Coding region: 10-720 (236 amino acids)
Source: RefSeq, a predicted model, not a curated record
GUGCACGUGAUGGGGACGGCCGAAGUAGUUGCGUGGUGCCUGCUGGUCAGUUGGCUACCAGCAUCUGUGGUAGGUGUGUGGUCGCAUCGCUACGACCUCCUCUCCUACUACGACUACAGGAUCGCUUACCCCAAUGAAACCUCGCCUGUUUCUUCUCCUAGAUCUUGCCGCACUCUCUGCGUGUUUGAUGAGGGAUGUUCCGCGUCAUCCGCCACGCCCUCGGACAAACGAGGGGAGUUCGAGUGCAGGGUCAGCCGCGUCGCCGAGGCUCACCGCACCAUCUCCCCUCAUUCAGACUCCGUCGCCUUCAUCAAAGAAAGGAAGCCCAAGUUGUUCUUCUGGAGCGAUAACAAAGACUUCACACCGAGCGGCUUCAGCGACCUCUGCUCCAGCAAAGGAGGAAAAUUAGGGAUCAUCUCUACCAUCCAGGACAUCGAAUACAUCAAGAAGAACAUCAUGGCAGAGGUGGAUGACCAGGGCGGUUUCUUCAUCCCUCUGGUCGGCAAGAAGGUGAACGGUACAGCAUAUCGAGUGCGUUGGUUGGAUGUUGAACACGGAGUUGACACCUAUCAUCCCCUGAACCUCUUCUUCUCCGACAGCAGCUCCUUCAAUGGCCAAAUUUGUCACAAAAUCAGCCCUCAGAACGGACUCACUCUGCGACGACUCGACUGCGGCAGUGGGUCAAAGCAAAAGCUGUUGUGCUACAAGUAUCAGGACUGAUCAUGCGACUGAGAAUCUAGUGAAUGAGAUCAAAUUAUUAUCACUCAAGUUCCAAAUUUUUUUAAUGUAAUCGCCAGUUUCUUCGUAAAAGUUGCACCAAGUUUACAGAAAAUUUCGCAACGGUAUAGAAUAUCGAUGAUUAAAAUUUCACGCUUUGAAUGGAAAUGGCAUGCACGUGCAAUUAGAAUAUAUCUACUCGGCAAUUCCCUCCUAAAUGAUAACGACUGAACAAGUCGAAAUUAUUCAACUGUUACGCUAGUUACUACGGUCAUGGAAUAAUGGGAGAAUCGUAUAUUUUCGGUUCGGGAACACGAAACUUACGUCGCAUGUAUGUCACUGUACGAAUUGCACAUGCGACAUUAAUUUCGUGUUUCCGAAUCUUGGAAUCUUGCUUGUCGGAAAUAAAAUUGUCAAAACAUAGUUUAAUAUCACAGGAAGAUUAUAUCUAGUCCCAUUUCGUCAAUAAUUAAUAGGAUAUAUUUAGGAUAAUAGGAUAAUGUCACAAAAUAUUUCCGGUGGCGUUCCCAUAUAUGAUGUGUUCUUUCACUAUAUAUACACUAUAUAAAAUUUACUUUCUCACAUCAUUUAACAGAAUAAAAAUCUAUUACAAUCAUUCAAUGAUGAAUGUUAAUUAUUGUCAAGGAUAAUCAAUUCAAAGCUAAAUGAAUUUAUUUGAUUCGCAUUCGAAAAGUGCUAGAUGAUAAAAAGCAAAAUUACUGAUCAAGGAAUAUUUUCAUGAACACGAGUUUUGCGCACCUCUUUUCAGAGUAUAAAUUGUGGAUCACGUGUUAAAUCUUACUUAUUCAAUAUUUUACGACGACGGCCUCCAUCAAUUUAGUGCCGCACCAUAAAUAAAGUGUUGAUUGAAUCCAGAAAAUAAUCGAGACCUCUAUUCGUAAAUUUGCUAAUUUGCGCCCAGUUUCUUAAGAUGUGCCAACAUUUCGUUGGGUCAUGUUGAAAAUUUUUUAAAUUUUUUUUAUUUGUGAUAAGCUUCUAUAAGAUUCGGUUUUAUCAAAUUUCAUGUGUGCAUUGAUAGUAACAAGUUGAAAGUUCAAUUGAAGCUCCAGUUUUAAUUCUAUCCGAAAUUUUAACAAAGACAUUCAUGCCUUGAAACAGUAUAAAGUUCUUCAGAAAUAAAAGAGAUGAAAGCACCAA